AUGGUUGCGAACAGGUCUGCUCGCCUUGCCAGCUCGUCAGGCGAAAAAAUAGCGGGGAGUCGGAGUGGUUUGGCGCGUCGCGACAUUGAUAGUGGCGGGGCUGGCCCGUCCGCUCCUGCUGCUGCUCCGUCCGCUCCGGCUGCUGCUCCUGUUCCCCUGGCUCUCUUUGUCGAGCUGCCGGUGUCUGCUCCUGCUGGGGGUGUUGCUGAUCCCCCUGUUCCUGUCCCUGGCGCGCCCGUUGCACCGCCCACUUCUGUCCCCGACGUGCCUGCUCCGGCUUCUGUUUCGUCGCCGAAGGCGGCGUCCGCCACCACUGGCGGCCCGGCUCCGUCGGUUGCGCCAGUCCGCACCUGCGGCGAUGCCAAUGGCCCAAGCAGGAGUGCGCAUCGUCUCGGCGCCGGCGUGACUCUCCACGGCGCUACCAACAGCAAUCUCACUGGCCUGCCCAACCCGGCGGUCACGGGGGCUGGAGGGGUCCCCGCGGGCGCGGUGGCGGCUGCGCUCCCCUUGGAUCCACUACCUGCUGCUGCACCCCCUCCGCAGGUUCUAGCCCCAACGCUUCUUGCUCCCGCUGCCUCGGCACCUGCUCCUGGAGCGCGCCUUCGUCUGCCGCCGGUUCCGCCCGUGGUGGGAGUGGAAUUUGUGGCCGCGGGAGGAGGAGCGGCGGGGGCACGGUAUUCUCCUCACGUCGCUGGUGGAUCGGCGUUUCUUGCUGCCGAUGAGCCGUUUCAUUUCCUGGCGGAGGCACUUCAGCCUCCUCUGACACGCGUUCCUGAGGCGACACUCGGCCAGCUCUCCCGCCUCGCGGAGAGCCUUCAUGCGCGGCUGUUGAUUCAGGUGCUUGCUCAUGCGUCUCUCCCCGCAAUUCCCGCAGAGACGUUUCAUGACCGUCCGCGUGAGACGUGCUUGGAUGCUGCGGACCAGCUCGCACUGCUCCUGGGGCCCGUGUUGGCUGCGCCCGCAGAGGGUGGCACUGCGGCUGUGGGACAGCUUGACGAGGCUGUCCGGGGUUUGAGGCGACACUUGCGCGCAGGUUCUGGAGCCGCCGCGAUCGGCGCAAGCACACUUGUGGUCCGGGAGCUGUGGCGGACGUUGACGGCCGUUCUUCACGCCCUUGGAGCUCACCGCAUGUAG
Messenger RNA from Closterium sp. Naga37s-1, 1134 nucleotides. The record is from the annotation of a GenBank genome assembly. NCBI's taxonomy places the organism in Eukaryota, Viridiplantae, Streptophyta, Zygnematophyceae, Desmidiales, Closteriaceae.